Mesorhabditis spiculigera is the source of this 288-nucleotide messenger RNA. NCBI's taxonomy places the organism in Eukaryota, Metazoa, Nematoda, Chromadorea, Rhabditida, Rhabditidae. The record is from the annotation of a GenBank genome assembly.
AUGUCCCAACCGCCGCCCUAUUAUAAUCAGCAGCCGGGCUUCAACCCGCAGCCCUACAAUCCCUAUAACCAGCAGGCUGCCCCCUACCCGGCCGGAUACUCAAAUCAACCCCAGCCGCAAAUUAUCUAUCGUGAAGCGCCGCGGCGGAACGACUCGUGGCCGGGCGACGAUUGCUGCUGCAAAUGGCUGGCCACGCUAGCUUGUGGCUGUUUGCUUGGAGAGAUGUUCUGUGAUGGGCCAUGUUUGUGUUGUUAUAUCCCCAUUCCGUGUCCGCGGUUUGGCCGAAGA